This is a messenger RNA of Ipomoea triloba (trilobed morning glory), 315 nucleotides long. Its product is annotated as ADP-ribosylation factor-like. Bases 1 to 315 code for a protein of 104 amino acids. The transcript is spliced from 2 exons. The record is from RefSeq and is a predicted model, not a curated record. Gene Ontology annotation, biological process: vesicle-mediated transport; intracellular protein transport. Gene Ontology annotation, molecular function: GTP binding; GTPase activity. Gene Ontology annotation, cellular component: cytoplasm. Lineage: Eukaryota; Viridiplantae; Streptophyta; Magnoliopsida; Solanales; Convolvulaceae.
AUGAGAGCACAAGAUGAAAUCGAGUACAAACUGGGAACAUCGAGAAGAAAGAGCAAUGGAGUAACAUUCAUCAAGUUCUUCAGUAGGCUUUUUGCCAAGAAGGAGAUGCAUAUCCUGAUGGUUGGUCUUGAUGCAUCUGGUAAGACAACCAUAUUGUACAAGCUCAAGUUGGGAUGUUGGUGUCCAGGACAAGAUCCGUCCAUGCACUAUUUCCAGAACAAACACGGUCUCAUCUUUGUUGUUGAUAGCAAUGAUAGAGAUCGUAUUGUGGAGGCAAGAGAUGAAUUGCACAGGAUGUUGAAUGAAGAUGAGUGA